AUGGCUGGGGCCUUUCGUGUUCGCGAAGGACUCUCUGCGUUUGGUCAAAAGAUGUACAAAACCCGACCGCAAAGAAGAUCGCGAUGGCGACUGCGAUCGGUUUUGCAAUCAUGGGAUUCAUUGGAUUUUUCGUCAAGCUUAUCCAUAUCCCAAUUAACAACAUCAUUGUGGGAUCAUAAUGUGCUUCUACCUGUGACGACGUUCUUGCUGACUGUUUCCGAGAACAUUCUAAAUUUUUGUUUGCGUAUCAACCCUUCUGCCGUCGGUGUGCUUCGCAUUCUGCGAAGUUCUGUCGUUGAAAAUGUGGCUGGAGAGAUGACGGAAGACGCUUUUCCUAGGACCAAUUUCGCGCAAUGCCGCAGGAGAAAAUCAAAGCCAAUUUUCGGGAUCGUCUGCGAGAAAAGAUCCGUCCCAAAAGUCUCGCAAGACAAUAGGGAGCUCUUUCACUUUGCAGGCCAUAAUUUUCGAACUGCUCUUCGCCAGUCCGAGAACAAAGACAGGGACUCGUCCGAAGUGGACUGUUGUCCCGAUGUGCAUCAAACCCUAUCAAAAUUGCUUCUUGAAGAAAUCGGGUCAGACCCAGACGACCCCGAAGACAAAUGUUGCGGAAGUGGGGACCAUGUCGGGGCACGGAACAAAAUCCGGGUAGCCAGGACCGUCUCGGAUUGUAACCGGGCUUGUGGAAUCGUUCCCCAGUGGUCGGAAUCGGCGCCGUUGACUCACUUUCAGCACAUUGUCCGAGACGCUGUGAAAAUCUGCGACCGGCACUUGAAAUCCACUUCUUUGUGGCCGAAACCACUUCCCAGAGAUUUGGUUGAAACCAUUCUGCAGAGCGUUCGAGUGAACUCAGACGGCGACGUGUUUGACUCCGACAUAUUCCUUCCGGCGCAGGAUUUUGUCUUCCAAAUUCUGACCAAGGAUUAUUACACGCAAUUCUUGGAAAGUGACGCAUUUUACAACUACCGCAUUGACGUGCUGACGAACAAAAUAUUGUCGCUGAAAGACGUCAUGUACGAUGAUGCGGCUGCUUUCUUCUUCAUGGAGUACAUGGAGAAAGAGGGACAUUUGGACUUGGUCGAAUUUCUUCUGACCGCAGCCAGCAUAACUAGUCAGCUUCACAGUGAUUCCAUCUCCCCGGAAGCUGCCCAGAAUGAUGCUAUGGUGGUUUACGAUAGGUACAUAUCUCUGCAAGCAACUCAUGCUUUGGGAUUCAGUGACACGAUUCGAUUGGAAGUUGAAAUGAGUUUGUGUCGUGAGAACGGACUCGGUCCUGAUCCGAAAACAUUCGUGAGACCUGCUAGUGUUGUCAAUACUCUGCUUACCAAGCAUUUCUUCCCGGAAUUCUUGAAAUCUCAUCUCUACUACACGUACACGCAAGAACUGGUGACUACUUAUCAAUUGGAUCAUCUGAAUGCUCGGAAGAGAAUGCAAUCAUCGAGAAGUGAGCCGUCGAAGAUAUCGGACGAGACGAGAAGUGUUAGCAGUUCUCAAACAACAGGGAAAGCUCUGAAUGGGAUGACACGUUCGAGAGCAGAAUCUCAACCCAAAGGAGCGAGAAAAAUGUCUACGUCCACAUCAGCGCCUGUAGAUAUUAGCGUGUCUCGUAGGAAUUUCGGGAUGGGACAAGUGGAUUCUCUUGGGAGGUUUUACAGCUUCCGAGAUCUGGAAGGUCCACCCGGCAGCUGCGAUUAUGUCGUGUCCCGUGAUAGCACUGGUGCUUUCUCGAAAGUUCUGCACAGCUUUCUCGGAAAAAAUCAGAAAGAUGAGGAAGAAGCCGCGUGGCAAAUGGCGGAAAUGAUGGUCCGAGACGUGACGUCG
Notodromas monacha is the source of this 1818-nucleotide messenger RNA. The record is from the annotation of a GenBank genome assembly. Lineage: Eukaryota; Metazoa; Arthropoda; Ostracoda; Podocopida; Cyprididae.